CAGAAACCCAGCAAGUCUCUCCAUCCACCAAGUGACCUUGAGCAAGCCCAGUCCCAGGUCACACCCAAGAGCACAGAGAAAGCUGAGGGGGACCGCUUGGUGUCCCCUGGGAGUGGGGACCAUUGAGUAGGUCACCACAGACCAGGUCCAUGUGGAGCUGCAGUGAAAGGGAGGGACCCGGGGCUGGAGCCAGGGGAGGGGGACUGACUCCAGAGCUGGAAGCAGUCAGGCAGGGCAACAGCGGCACCAAGAACUGAAAAUGGGGCAAGGGUGGGGGCCCUGCUGGCCCGUGCUGGCCAGGAGUCAGCAAGGUUGGGGACCAGAUCUGGCAGGUGAACAACCUCUGGGCCACCUGUCUCUACCUGACCUGCAGGUGUGUCCCACCCCUCCCUCUGGGAGCCAGGGCACCUGCCGGUGGGAGAGAGGGGUCAGUCAGCUGGCACCAGGACCGAGCCAAGGAACACCCUGGCCCGCCCUCCCAGGGCCUCCCUGGUCCCAGAAGCCACUGGAAGCGGUCCCUGGGGGCAAAGACCCCUGCCCAGGUCGCCUCCCAGCUGCAAAGUGGGUGCCUGUGCCUUUAAAUUCUCAGCAGGUUGGCUCGGCUGAUGACAUCACUGGUUCCCGGGAGCCGUGGAGCCAGAGCCACUGGAGCCUGGGCGCCUGGGCUGCCGGGUUGCAGACAUGGAGGGCCAGAGCGGCCACCAGAGGACCCAGGCGGGGCAGGGACCCGUGCCCACAAUCCACGGAGCUUCGCAAACUGGGGCACCCCCCCAGCUCCGGGCAAAGGAGAACGCAGCCCUGGUGGCCUCGGAACCCCAGCUGGCACUGGCAUCUGUGGGGGCUCCCUUAAUGAUGCCACCUUCCCCGGAGGGGCCCAGGCUGGCGCUGGCAUCCCCCCGACCCCUCUCGGUAUUGCCGUCAGUGCCCACGGGGCAGAAGACAGUGCCUGCCCUGUGCAGCCCGGCACCCAGCUCCCUGGGCCACCUGGUGGUGGCUGCCCCGACCACCGGCUCUGUCCCGGCCCCGACCUCCCUGGGGCAGCUGGUGAUGUCCACUUCAGCUGGGCCAAGGCCUCCACCAGCCACAUCGGGGCCCAGGCCGGCUGCUACAAUCUGGGACCAGAAGCAGGUGGCACCAGCCUGUGUGGGACCAACACCAGCACUGGCUGCUUCAGGCCUGAGCCUGGCCCUCACACCUCCUGAGCAGCCUCCCCCACCCCCCGCCAGUGCCUCCCCAGCGCCCAGCCCGGCUCUGUCACCUGCCCGGCAGCCGGCCGCACCCCUCCCAGCUAGACAGAGGGACGCCCCAAGCCCUAGGCACGGCCCUUCCCCUGAACAGGCUUCCCCUGUGGGCUCGCCAUCCUCGCUCCAGACCCCCCCAGACCCCCGUGUCUCCCCCUCCUUCAGAGCACGGCCUGAGGUCCCCCGGAACAACCCCGAGGACCCCGUGAUCCCCAGACGACCGCCCCAGAGCCUGCCCCUGGAUGGGAGCCAUGCCCCCCCUGAACCUGACGCCCGCUCCCCUAUUCUCCUGUCCCCCACCUUCCGGCCAGGGGCGUCCUCAGCCCAGACUGUGCCCCCAGCACUGCCCAAGCCUCCCCGCUCCCCCAGCCGCUCCCCCAGCCGCACCCCCUGUGUCCCUCCAGCCCCCGGGAAGAUGCUCCCCAGGCCUGGCACCCAGGGGGCAGCCCCCAGCACCCACUCAAGUCCCAGCCUUCAACCCCGAGAAGCCCCGGCCCCGGUCACCACCCCCCCUGCUGCGUCCACCUCGGCCUCCUCCUGGUCGGCCCAGCCUACCUGCAAGAAUGACCCUGGCUUCUGGAUCACUGUGGUCACGUGGAAUGUGGGCACCGCCAUGCCCCCGGAUGAUGUCACGUCCCUCCUGCACCUGGGCUGCGGUGGCGACAGCAACGGGGCCGACAUGAUCGCCAUAGGGUUGCAGGAGGUGAACUGCACCAUCAACAAACGGCUCAAGGACGCGCUCUUCACGGACCAGUGGAGCGAGCUCUUCAUGGACGCGCUGGCGCCCUUCCACUUUGUGUUGGUGAGCACCGUGCGGAUGCAGGGUGUCAUCCUGCUGCUCUUCGCCAAGUAUUACCACCUGCCCUUCCUGCGCGCUGUGCAGACUGAUUGUACCCGUACCGGCCUGGGGGGCUACUGGGGCAACAAGGGGGGCGUGAGCGUGCGGCUGGCGGCCUUCGGGCACAUGCUCUGCUUCCUCAACUGCCACCUGCCCGCGCACAUGGACAAGGCGGAGCAGCGCAAGGACGACUUCCAGACCAUCCUCAGCCUGCAGCAGUUCCCGGGGCCUGGGGCGCACGGCAUCCUGGACCACGACCUGGUGUUCUGGUUCGGGGACCUCAACUUCCGCAUCGAGAGCUACGACCUGCACUUCGUCAAGUUCGCCAUUGACAGCAACCAGCUUCACCAGCUCUGGGAGAAGGACCAGCUCAACAUGGCCAAGAACACCUGGCCCAUCCUGAAAGGCUUCCAGGAGGGACCCCUCAACUUUGCACCAACAUUCAAGUUUGACGUGGGCACCAACAAAUAUGACACCAGUGCCAAGAAGCGGAAGCCGGCCUGGACUGACCGGAUCCUCUGGAAGGUGAAGACCCCAGCCGGGGGCCCCAGCCCCUCUGGUCGGGAGAGCCACCGGCUCCAGGUGACGCAGCACAGCUACCGCAGCCACAUGGAGUACAUGGUCAGCGACCACAAGCCCGUGGCAGCCCAGUUCGUCCUGCGGUUCGCCUACCGCGACGACGUGCCGCUGAUACGCCUGGAGGUGGCCGACGAGUGGACGCGGCCAGAGCAGGCGGUGGCACGGUACCGCGUGGAGACCGCCUUCGCCCGCAGCUCCUGGGACUGGAUUGGCCUGUACCGGGUGGGCUUCCGCCACUGCAAGGACUACGUGGCCUACGUCUGGGCCAAGCACGAGGACGUGGACGGGACGGCCUACCAGGUGGCUUUCAGUGAGGAGUCCUUGCCCAGAGGCCACGGGGACUUCAUCCUUGGCUAUUACAGCCACACCCACAGCAUGCUCAUUGGGGUUACCGAGCCCUUCCAGGCCCCCAGUGACCCACCGGCUCCCAGAUCUCGCUGCCCACCUCGGAAGUGGCCAGCAGCAGCACGGACAGCUGGCAGGGCAGCUCGGAGGACGAGGACGACAGCACCUUGGAGCUGCUGGCACCCAAGUCUCGCAGCCCCAGCCCCGGCGAGUCCAAGCGCCACCGCAGCCGCAGCCCCGGGCUGGCCCGAUUCCCCAGCCUGGCACUGCGGCCCUCCUCCCGUGAACGGCGCGGGGCCAGCCGCAGCCCCUCGCCCCAGAGCCGCCGCCUGCCCCGGGGGCCCCCUGAAAAGGGCAGGGAUGGCAGUGGCCAGGGUGGCCACCAGGAGGGACCCCCCGGGCUGCCAGGGCCCUGGGCCUUCCCACCACCCGUGCCUCAAGGCCUGCGUCUGCUGCCUGCCCUGCGCCUGGAGACUGCGGACCCCGGUGGUGGCAGCUCCUGGGGGUCUGACCCCCAGGUCCCGGCCCCCAGCAGCCUGUCUUCCAGCCCCCAGUGCCAGCCAGGGCUGGAGGAAGGGGCCCUGGGGCCCUGAGGGGUCUGGGUGGGCCCAUCUGGAAGCCCCCUGUCCUAUCCCGUCUUCUGCAACCCCACCUGCCUCCCACCUGUGGCUCUCGAUUCCUCUGCACCUGCCACUUUGUCCUGGCUGGGGGUGGGGGGCACCCGGGAUCCCCCAAUCUGGUCCCAGCACCUCAACUGUGAAACUCAGCAAAGCCCUCCCUGGGCCCCCAUCAGGGGUGGGGCAGGGCCAUCAUGGAGUCAGGGCUCAGGAAUUAAAUUCUUAGGCUGGCU
This is a messenger RNA of Erinaceus europaeus (western European hedgehog), 3853 nucleotides long. It is a transcript of the gene INPP5J, whose product is annotated as inositol polyphosphate-5-phosphatase J. Bases 682 to 3846 code for a protein of 1054 amino acids. Gene Ontology annotation, molecular function: phosphatidylinositol-3,4,5-trisphosphate 5-phosphatase activity; phosphatidylinositol-4,5-bisphosphate 5-phosphatase activity. Gene Ontology annotation, cellular component: cytoplasm; plasma membrane; ruffle. The transcript is spliced from 13 exons. Gene Ontology annotation, biological process: phosphatidylinositol dephosphorylation; negative regulation of peptidyl-serine phosphorylation. NCBI's taxonomy places the organism in Eukaryota, Metazoa, Chordata, Mammalia, Eulipotyphla, Erinaceidae. The record is from RefSeq and is a predicted model, not a curated record.